Messenger RNA from Cyclopterus lumpus (lumpfish), 3183 nucleotides. RefSeq names its product E3 ubiquitin-protein ligase RNF38-like. NCBI's taxonomy places the organism in Eukaryota, Metazoa, Chordata, Actinopteri, Perciformes, Cyclopteridae. The coding region runs from base 280 to 2244 and encodes 654 amino acids. The transcript is spliced from 13 exons. The record is from RefSeq and is a predicted model, not a curated record.
UUGAUUGAUCUCCACACACUCCCCGCUGACCAGAGAAAACACUCGAUAGCGAAUGCGAGAGGGGAUUUAAAUGUGACAAAUAUCGCCCUCGUUACUUGACGGGAAAGGUAUUAUCUUCUUUCUCGUGUGGUCCAAGAAAACACUCGCAGCAGCCGGUCGUCAUCAGAGGUAACUCGGUGGACGGAGAGACGCGUAGAAGCGGUCGAACAGGGAGGCUCCUGCCCGUUUCUCUCUCCAGCCCACCUUCAUCACGUCCAUCCCCCACCGCCCUCCACGGCCAUGGACCCCCCGAGGACCCGGUCGCGGUCUCGGUCCGGCUUCUAUCAUUUCGGCAUGAGCGGCAACGUUGGAAGCAACGGCAGCGCCAACGCGGUUGGCAACGGGGGCUUGAUGACCGCCAGCGGAGGAGGGGUGAGCUACGCACAGCAGAGCAACCCCGGCUGGGCGCCGCACCACGGUGGUCGCAGCUACCCGGAGAGUCAGCAACAGCAGCAGCAGCAGCAGCACACCCAGGGGAGCUACCUGUCCGCAGGGGCGCAGCGCCACCCAACCCACGGAGCUCACAGACACCCCGGGGCCGGAGGAGUGAUACAUUUUCAUCCAGAUAAUGUGUGCAGCGAGGAUCGGGACAAAAUGGAAGACAGCCCAAGUCCGAAAAGGCAGCGUCUUUCCCAGCAGGCCAUGUUGGAUCUAAACACCGCCCCUCCUUCAACUCCUUCCUCUCCCAUUCGCCCGUGGGAGUUGCCUCCCAGUCGCAGACCACACCCCCACUACAUGCCAGAGAGAUGCCACACGCCUGUUCGCAACCGACGCAGCCCUCCAAUGAGACGCCAGCGUGGCCGGAGAGACCGUCUGACCCGCCACCACCACCACCACGCCCACAACAACCACCACCAUUACAACAAUAACAACAACAACAACAACAACAACCAUCACCACCACCACCACCAUCAUCACCACCCCCCCCCCAACGCCCAUCAUCAUCAUCACCACCACCAUCUGCACUCCCACCACGGCCCAUCGCCAGGCCACCAGGAUGAGAACUACCGUCACCCCGCUCCCCCUCAGGGCUACCCACCUUUCAGCCAGCAACCUCCCCGUGGGCUGGGGCCCGGGCUUGAAGAGCGCCCAGGUCACCAUCCCCUAAAUCCCUCACCGAGGCCCCUCCACCAUUCACCAAACCUGUCUCCUAGGCUGCUGCACCCUGUGGCCCAUCCACAGCACCCACACCAACAUGCCCACCCAUCCCAGCAGAGCAGCAUGGUGCUGGACCUCCAUGAGCAGGGUUCAGCUCCACUAUCGUAUCCUGUGUCUCCUCCGGGAGCGCCACCAGGCCUGCCGCCUCGCUCCACUCCUCAGCAGAUCCCAGCAUGCUCAGUAGUUUUCAGUGGACAGCACUAUCCUGUGUGCAGUGUUCCUCCUGUCCUUCAGACUUGUUCUGUGCAGCACUUACCCAUGCCCUACCCGUUCCCAUCAUUGCUGUCCAGUGACCCAGCCUUCCUGCUUCCCCCUCCUCACCUUUCCCACCCCCCAGCACACCUUUCCCACCACCCAACUCACCUGCCACAGCCUGGACAGUUUGGACCCUAUCCGACGCAGCAGGCCCGAUCGCCGUUACAGAGGAUAGAGAAUGAUGUGGAGCUUCUUGGAGAACACCUGUCUUUGGGUGCUGGGCUCCAGUAUCCUCAUGCCACCCACCCUGCCCUCACACCACACUCCACCCAGCUUCACUUUCUCUCCCAUGAUCCCCUGCCACAAGAAUUCUUCGGAGUGUCCUAUCCAAACUUUAUUCCUCGGCGUCUCCCGGGGCGACGGUACCGAUCACAACAGCCACUGCCACCUUCGCCUUACCACCCCAGCCUCCUGCCUUACUUCCUUUCAAUGCUGCCAGUCCAGCCCACAGGACCUGCGAUCAGUCUAGAGCUGGAUGUUGACGAUGGAGAAGUGGAGAAUUAUGAGGCCCUCCUGAACCUCGCUGAACGUCUGGGAGAGGCCAAACUCCGAGGACUGACUAAGGGAGACAUCGAACAGCUUCCUUCCUAUCGGUUCAAUCCAAAUAACCAUCAGUCUGAACAAACGCUGUGUGUGGUGUGUAUGAGUGAUUUUGAGUCCCGCCAACUGCUGCGAGUCUUGCCCUGCAGCCACGAGUUCCAUGGGAAAUGUGUCGACAAGUGGCUCAGGGCCAACAGGACGUGUCCCAUUUGUCGGGCCGACGCCUCAGAGGUCCAGAGAGACUCAGAGUGACCACAGGAGGGAGCCAGAUUCUCCCAAUUGUCUGUCAAACACGUUCAGCACUACCUGCUCCUGAUAUAUUGAUACACAUGUAUGUGCUUACACACACGCAUACACCACUUCCUUGUGUUUUUGUGCAGCACAUUCUGCUACUUUGUUAUCCUUUCAAUCUUUAUCCCUUCUCCCUUAUUUUUGAUCUGAUCAGAUUCCCUCUUCAGCAGUUAUUUUACUGUCUGUUCACAUUAAUGCAAGCUGUCACAUCUUUUUAGUGAAUUUCACCCUGCCUGACCACUAUUCUGCUGUGGUGUGGAUCUGUGUGUGGGUGUGUGUACACGUGCAUGCACCUCAACUGUGCAAGCGUUGUUUGGUCAGCCCUGUAAUGCUGGUGUGUGUGUGUGUGAGAGAGAUUUUUAGAUGUCCUGGAGCAUGCCUGAGUUUCUGUUGUGUAUCAGACAAGGGUAACGACGAGAGUGUUUUUGCUCUCAUGAGUGACUGACUUUACUUCCUGUUUGUACGUUUUAUGCACUGUCCGUCUGUAUGCAUACUCUGUGUGUAUGUACGUUAUAGACUUAAAUCCUUUUUUUCUAGUUUGACAGUAAGGGUCCAUGCUGCCACUAUAUUUCUCGGUUGCCUGUUUGAUCCAUUUGUUUUAGUAGAUUAUUAUUAUUAUUAUUAUUAUUAUUACUCAACCAUUAUAAGUGAUUGUUUUCCUGCCUGGCAGUUACCUCAUCAUUCCGGUUUUGCUCAUCUUUCAUUACAAACGCUUCACAGUACUACUUUGAAAUUAAGCACAUUAUAUUUUUUUCUUCUCCUUUUCUUUUCUUAGUAAAAAUAAUUUUGUCUGAAUUUUGCGAUGGCACAUGUGUUACAUAUAUACAUAUAUCUAUAUAUACUGUAUAAAUCUAUGAAUAUCUGUAUACCAAAUAAAAUGCUUGAUAUGAACUUUUUAAA